This is a messenger RNA of Bombina bombina (fire-bellied toad), 3150 nucleotides long. It is a transcript of the gene CNOT2, whose product is annotated as CCR4-NOT transcription complex subunit 2. NCBI's taxonomy places the organism in Eukaryota, Metazoa, Chordata, Amphibia, Anura, Bombinatoridae. The transcript has 16 exons. Gene Ontology annotation, biological process: regulation of DNA-templated transcription; nuclear-transcribed mRNA poly(A) tail shortening; regulation of stem cell population maintenance. The record is from RefSeq and is a predicted model, not a curated record. The coding region runs from base 287 to 1867 and encodes 526 amino acids. Gene Ontology annotation, cellular component: CCR4-NOT core complex; P-body.
CUCCUACACAGUCCUGAGGGGAGGGGGGAUUCCAGCGCCGAGCACCGCGGAGAGGAGGGAGCAGUAUCCCGGCAGGAGGAGGCCGCUCCCCCCACUCUCUACGCUAGGCCCGAACCACGCCGCUUCCUGGUUACCAGCUGCCGUUGUCAGGGAGGGAGGAGAAGGAGCGAUAGGGGGUCACGACGGAGGGUCAAAGGGGAAAGGUCACCAACCCAUCAUCCUCCGUGUUGGAUACACAGCCAUCUUGCUUCUGCGAGACAAGAAAAUUCAUGCGGUGACAUAAAGCAUGUUUGGUGCUUCAAGAAAGAAGUUUGUAGAGGGGGUCGAAAGCGAUUACCACGAUGAGAAUAUGUAUUAUAGCCAGUCUUCGAUGUUUCCACAUCGGCCGGAGAAAGAUAUGCUGGCAUCUCCAUCACCAUCCGCAUCGGGUCAGUUGUCCCAAUUUGGGGCAAGUUUAUACGGGCAACAAAGUGCACUAGGCCUUCCAAUGAGGGGCAUGAGCAACAAUACUCCUCAGUUAAAUCGCAGCUUAUCACAAGGCACUCAGUUACCAAACCAUGUAACGCCGACAACAGGGGUACCAACAAUGUCUCUACACACACCACCAUCUCCAAGCAGGGGUAUAUUACCGAUGAAUCCCAGGAAUAUGAUGAACCACUCCCAGGUCAGCCAGAGCAUUGGCAUUCCCAGCAGAACAAACAGUAUGAGCAGUUCAGGGUUAGGCAGUCCUAACAGAAGCUCGCCGAGUAUAAUCUGUAUGCCAAAGCAACAACCAUCACGGCAACCUUUUACUGUGAACAGCAUGUCGGGGUUUGGCAUGAACAGAAAUCAGGCGUUUGGAAUGAACAAUUCCUUAUCAAAUAAUAUUUUCAAUGGGACAGAUGGAAGUGAAAAUGUGACAGGACUGGACCUUUCAGAUUUCCCAGCACUAGCGGACAGAAACAGAAGGGAAGGAAGUGGUAACCCAACUCCAUUAAUAAACCCAUUGGCAGGAAGGGCACCUUAUGUUGGAAUGGUAACAAAACCAGCAAGUGAGCAGUCCCAGGACUUCUCUAUACACAACGAAGAUUUUCCUGCAUUGCCGGGUUCCAGCUAUAAAGAUCCUACGUCAAGCAAUGAUGACAACAAAUCUAAUUUAAAUACAACAGGAAAGACUGCCUCAAGUACAGAUGGACCCAAAUUUCCAGGAGACAAAAGUUCCACAACGCAAAAUAAUAACCAGCAUAAAAAAGGGAUUCAAGUUUUACCUGACGGCCGAGUAACAAACAUUCCUCAAGGCAUGGUGACAGAUCAGUUUGGCAUGAUUGGUUUGUUAACGUUCAUCAGGGCAGCGGAAACAGACCCAGGAAUGGUACAUCUUGCAUUAGGAAGUGACUUGACAACGCUAGGUCUCAAUCUCAAUUCCCCUGAAAAUCUUUAUCCAAAAUUUGCAUCACCGUGGGCAUCUUCGCCUUGUCGACCACAAGAUAUAGAUUUCCACGUCCCUUCUGAAUACUUAACAAAUAUUCACAUUAGAGAUAAGUUGGCUGCAAUAAAACUCGGUCGAUAUGGAGAAGACCUGCUAUUCUAUCUAUACUACAUGAACGGUGGCGACGUUUUACAGCUUUUAGCAGCAGUGGAGCUAUUCAACAGAGACUGGAGAUACCAUAAAGAAGAGCGAGUAUGGAUAACAAGGGCGCCUGGAAUGGAGCCAACUAUGAAAACAAACACAUAUGAAAGGGGAACAUAUUACUUCUUCGAUUGUCUUAACUGGAGGAAAGUAGCUAAGGUGAACCAGGCCCAGCUACAGAUGGCCGGGCGUGAUGAUUUCUCCAACGAUGAAUUCCUGAACUCAGAGACCUGCGGGUGGUAUCCAAACUUCAUGUGACAGCAAUUCCCGUCCCUGAACUCAUCAAGGAGUUCCAUCUGGAGUACGACAAGCUUGAAGAAAGGCCUCACUUGCCAUCCACUUUCAAUUACAAUCCAGCUCAGCAAGCUUUCUAAAGACUUCCCUGUUCAUGGGGUAUGGCUGUCUCAGCACAAUACUCAACAUAACUGCAGAACUGAUGUGGCUCAGGCAUCCUGGUUUUAAUUCCUUGAGGAUCUGGCAAUUGUCUCAUGCAAAGGGAUCAUCACUUGAGGUCCUGCCUUACUAAUUAUGUGCUGCCCAACAAAUAUAAUUGUAAUUUGUUUCUUUAGUUUGAGCAGGGUCUGAUUUUUUUUUUUCUCUUUUGGUUUUUGUUAUCCUUUUAUGCCAGCAGACAGACAUGGGUCUGUAUAAACACACACACGCACAGAAGCAUACAGUUUACUGACAGAGUUUACCACUUCAUUUCCAAACUGUACAAAGGAGAGAGAGAAAAAAACCCAACAAAACAAAAUUAGACAACAGCAUAUACAUUGUUCAUUGUAGCACUAUUGGUAAUAAAAAAAAACACCUGUUUGUGCAUUUUUAUGUGAAGAUCCUUCUCGUAUUUCAUUUGGAAAGAUGGGCAAGGUCAGCUUCCUACAUUUUACUCCCCCUUCUGUUUUUGAAAAGCAUUUGAUGCCAUGUUUAGCCCCUUCACAACCAAAAGGGUCUGCAUUGCAUUGCUGAGCAAAGAUUUGCAGACCCCUCUGGCAGAGAAUGGGUCAGCGCAAGAAUAAUUGACUGUUUAGGUGAAAGAUAUUGCCACAACCUUUGGAUAUUUUUCAGAGUUGGGUAUUACUGAGCUUCAUCUUUCCAGAAUGAGCAAAACACUGUCCAGUCUUUGUUACGAUUUUGUAAUAAAUGUGUACAUUUUUUUUAAAUUUUUGGACAUCACAUGAAUAAAGGUAUGUAUGUACGAAUGUGUAUAUAUUAUAUAUAUGACACCUAUUUUGGAAAUGUUUGCCCUGCUGUACCUCAUUUUUAGGAGGUGUGCAUGGAUGCAAUAUAUGAAAAUGGGACAUUCUGGAACUGCUGGUCAGGGGACUCCUUUGUCGCCCUGUGCACUUAAGGGCCAGAUUUUCAGCAGCCAAGGACAUCCAUACCCAAGUGAACGUGAUGGGACUUAAAGAAGUGAACUGAGACAAUUCACUCUGGCUGUUUGAACAGCAGCGUUUCAUAGGAAGACAAAAAAGAUCAAUCUUGUAUUUUCUGACCACAUAAAGGCUUCUUCUCUUUGUAAUAAAGUAGAAAAGCUCUCCUCA